This is a messenger RNA of Alternaria infectoria, 960 nucleotides long. RefSeq lists its product as uncharacterized. The coding region runs from base 1 to 960 and encodes 319 amino acids. The record is from RefSeq and is a predicted model, not a curated record. Lineage: Eukaryota; Fungi; Ascomycota; Dothideomycetes; Pleosporales; Pleosporaceae. Gene Ontology annotation, biological process: base-excision repair. The transcript has a single exon. Gene Ontology annotation, molecular function: catalytic activity.
AUGAAGAGAAGACACUCUGGUUCGUCGACUGGUGAAGAGACGCUCAGCAAGCGCGUCGACAACCGAGCAGCAAAUCGUUCCGUAAAAAGAGACGGAAUCGCGCAAAGCAGUGAUAGAGACAAGAAGAAGCCAAACGACCAGGCCAGCAAUGUCAAAGCAGAGGAGCCCACGACCUCCGACAACGCCGGCGCAGAGAAGAAAUGGAAAGCAUGGUCCGCCCACGCGACAUCCACGCCAUACCCUGACUUCGGCCACCCCACAAACCGCGAGUGCCAACUAGCCUACGACAUCCUUCACAAACUGCACAACACCGCCGUAGAAGCCGAGUUCGAAGACACCAACACACCCGAGACAAUCCCAUUCGUCCUCGACGCCCUCAUCGUCGCCGUGCUCAGCCAAGCCACGAGCUGGAACAAUGCGAAACGCGCAAUGGACAGCAUGAAAGACAUCUACGGCUCGGUGUUCGCUUAUGAAGAGAUAUACAAUGGGGGAUCGGAAAAGUUACAAGAGACGAUCCGCUGCGGCGGCUUGCACAUCAGAAAGACCAAGAUCAUCAUGUCCAUCCUCGAGGAAGUGAAGCGUCGCUACGGGCGCUGGAACCUGGACCAUCUCCUUGAAGCAAGUGACGAAGACGCCAUGAAAGAGCUCAUGAGCUACAAGUACGUGGGCCCAAAGUCUGCGUUCGUAGUAAUGGGCUGGUGCUUGAAGAGGAACAGGUUCACGGUUGACACGCAUGUGUAUCGCAUUGCUGGCUUGUGGGGAUGGAGGCCGAAGGAGGCGAGUCGGGAGAAUACGCAGUUGCAUUUGGAUGCGGUGAUCCCGCCGGAGCUGAAGUUUAAGUUACACUUCUUCCUUAUCCAGCAUGGUAGGACCUGUCCUGCUUGCCGCGGUGGGAGCAAGGAUACGAAGGGGUGUGAGGUGCUUAAGGAGGUGAAGCAGAAACUGAAGAAGACGGAUUAG